AUGGAUUCUGUCCAGGAUAUUGCCUAUGCUGAAAAAGACAUGGCAUCCAUCCUCAGCACUGAACCUCAUAAAUCAGACGCCGUAUGGCUCUCCUGGUACUGGACUCAGUGGAAGACUGAGCGUGUUGCCAUUGAUAGCAGUGGACAGACUUGGGAAGCAGUGGGUUUAAGGCUGAGAGUCAUGAGCCCCGAAUUUACUAGCACUAACAGGGCAACUAAGAACUAUUUUGUUGCAAGGGUAAAUGGUAGUGGGAGUCGAAAGAGCUGGAAAAGUCACAGUAGAUAUGGGAGAUUUGUGAGCAGCGUCUGGGGAAGUGGAACCCUAGGAGCAAAUCAUCACCACCACCGUCAUCGUCACUGCCGCGGCGAUCGCGAAGCUCUGUGUGAAGAGACAGCGGAGAAACAUGAACGAGCUCAUGCGGGAGCGAGAGCACUAGAUGGCAGCAUAGGACAUCUAUUGGGCCGUCUCUCUCCACAGGCUGCUGGAAUUUUGACAGAUACAAAACGAGACACAAAUCUGGCCUCUUCCUUCUUACUCGUCACCUAUAAAAUGGGCCUCUUAGGCCCGAACAAUCAGCCUGCAGGUCUGGGCUCAGUACACACUGUCAUCUUGUUCUCUUUAGUUGGAGCUGAUUCAUUUUCUUGGUUAGAGCAGGCUGCUGUCUGAGACACCAAGGACGUGAACUUGAUUCCCGCAAUGGCCAAAUGGUGUGCUGCACAGAAGAAGACAAAAGCACUGCUGAGACUAUACAUGGCAUCUUGUCUACAAAAUUAAUAAUGUGAAGCCAAUUAAGAAGACACGUCUUCAAGACAUCAGGACAUUUUAGAGCCAGUCAGGCUUAACUACCUCAAUUGUCAAGUAAUCAGCUGUAUGUUUCCCCAUUUCCCUGAAGUUGAACGGUUUCAGAAA
Messenger RNA from Fukomys damarensis (Damara mole-rat), 909 nucleotides. RefSeq lists its product as uncharacterized. The record is from RefSeq and is a predicted model, not a curated record. The transcript has 5 exons. The coding region runs from base 1 to 666 and encodes 221 amino acids. NCBI's taxonomy places the organism in Eukaryota, Metazoa, Chordata, Mammalia, Rodentia, Bathyergidae.